AUGUCUCCAUCAAAAGAUUUAUCUCACGAAUUAACUACUAAGGGCUACGAAGUCGAAGCUCAAGGUUCUCAUAACUUGGCCCGUGGCUUCCCUCACCCACACCCUAUACCACAAUUUGGUAAAUCAAGAUCUGAAUUGUUACGCAAGAGAGAAUGGAUGAAACAACAUAUGGCUGGUGCUUUCCGUAUAUUUGGUCGUAAGGGUUUUUCAGAAGGUUCUGCUGGUCAUAUUUCCAUCAAAGACCCCGUAGAUCCCGCUACAUUUUGGAUCAACCCUUUGAACAGACACUUUUCUUUGAUCAAAGCCUCUGAUUUGGUUCAUAUUGACAAGAAUGGUAAUGUUCUCUCGGAUGGUAACCAAGCUGCAAUUAAUGCUGCUGGAUUUUCUAUCCACGCUGCCAUCCACAAGGCUCGUCCAGACAUCAUUUCUGCCGCCCAUACACACUCUAUUUAUGGAAAGGCUUACUCUGCGUUCGGCAAAGAGUUGGAAAUGAUUAACCAAGAUGUAUGUAUAUUUUAUCAAAGACACCUGGUCUUUGUCAACUUUGGUGGUGUUGCCAUUGAUGAACGUGAAGGUGAAGAGAUUGCUACUUGCUUAGGUCCAAACGGUAUCGGAUGUAUUUUGCAAAACCACGGUUUGUUGACUGUGGGUUCUACAGUUGAUGAAGCUGCCGCUUUAUUUCUCUUGAUGGAAUCUGCUUGUCACGCGCAACUUCUUGCGGAUGCCGUUCAAGGCAAGAAGAAACAAAUUAUAUCUCAUGAUGUUGCUGAGUAUACUUGUCAGAUGACUGGGGAUGCUGAAUCAUUGUACGCAGAAUUUCAACCAGAUUACGAGUACGAAAUGGAAGUUACUAACGGUGCAUUCUUGAAGUAG
Messenger RNA from Lizanozyma spartinae, 873 nucleotides. RefSeq lists its product as uncharacterized. The transcript has a single exon. Gene Ontology annotation, cellular component: cytoskeleton. The record is from RefSeq and is a predicted model, not a curated record. Lineage: Eukaryota; Fungi; Ascomycota; Pichiomycetes; Serinales; Debaryomycetaceae. Bases 1 to 873 code for a protein of 290 amino acids. Gene Ontology annotation, molecular function: actin filament binding.